Molecule: messenger RNA, 2266 nt
Organism: Labrus bergylta (ballan wrasse)
Lineage: Eukaryota; Metazoa; Chordata; Actinopteri; Labriformes; Labridae
Product: L-amino-acid oxidase
Biological process (GO): amino acid catabolic process
Molecular function (GO): L-amino-acid oxidase activity
Source: RefSeq, a predicted model, not a curated record
CCACACCAAGAAGCUAUAAAAGGUUCUGACGUCCUCCCAGACCGCCGUAACAUGAGACUGUCUUCAUCAUCGACUCAAAGAAGAAGAAACAAAGAAAACCAGAGAUGGAACUAAAUGUGGUGAAAUGGAAACCAUUUGCUGCUUGUCUGCUUCUGCUCAGCGUGUUCUGCAUCAACCCUGCAGCUGUCAAUCUGAAAGAACAACUAGUUGAUUGUUUCAAGGACAGUGAUUAUGAUGAACUGCUGCAGACGGUGCAGAAAGGCCUCCCACACUUGAACUCAUCCCAUCAUGUUGUUAUUGUUGGAGCGGGUGCGGCAGGACUGACGGCUUCCAAAUUACUGCAAGACGCAGGACACAAGGUGACUGUAUUAGAGGCCAGCGGUCGUGUUGGAGGACGGGUAGAGACCUACAGGAACGAAAAAGAGGGCUGGUUUGCUGAACUGGGAGCCAUGAGGAUACCUAGUUUUCACCUUAUCAUCCGCUGGUUUGCUAAUGAACUCGGCGUGAAGCUGAAUACAUUUGUCAUGGAUGACAUAAACACUUUUUACCGGGUCAAAGGGCUGCGAAAGAAGAAUUAUGCCGUGAAAGCAAACCCUGACAUCCUGAAGUAUAAAUUGCCAAAAAGUGAGAGGGGCAAGUCAGCGGACCAGCUGCUACAGCAAGCUUUAGAUAAGGUGAAAGAAGAGGUGGAGGCACAUGGCUGCAAAGCUGCACUACAGAAAUACGAUCACUAUUCUGUAAAGGAGUAUCUGAAAGAAGAAGGUGGGUUAAGUCCAGAGGCGGUGCAAAUGAUUGGAGACUUGCUCAAUGAACAGAGUCUUAUGCAUCUGGCCUUAACUGAGAUACUCUACCUCCAGAGAGACGUCAGUGACAGUACCACGUACGAUGAAGUCACUGGUGGGUCAGAUCUCUUAACUACAGCUUUCCUCACUGUUCUUGAUGUCCCUAUUCACCUUAACUCCAAGGUCAAACACAUACAUCAGUCAAAAAAGGGAGUUACUGUUUCCUAUCAGAAAGGCAACCAGUCAUCUUUGACAGAAAUACCCGCUGACAUUGUCCUGGUAACUACCACAGCCAAAGCCGCCCUCUUCCUGGACUUUGAUCCAUCACUCUCCGCUAAAAAAAUGGAGGCCCUGAGGGGGAUCCACUAUGAGAGCUCCACUAAAAUCAUCCUCACCUUCAGCAAGAAGUUCUGGGAGGAGGACGGUAUACAAGGAGGGAAGAGCAUCACAGAUGGACCCUCUCGUUACAUCUACUACCCCAGCCACAGUUUCCCAACAAAUAAGACCGUCGGCGUCCUCCUGGCUUCCUACACCUGGUCUGAUGACUCCCUCCUCUUUUUAGGAGCAAAUGAUGAAGACCUGAAAGAUCUGGCUCUGAGAGAUUUGGAAAAGAUCCACGGCAAACAUGUCAGGUCUCUGUGCACAGGUGUGGUUGUGAAGAGGUGGAGUGAAGAUCCUUACAGUUUGGGUGCCUUUGCCCUCUUUACACCCUAUCAGCAUUUAGAGUACUCUAAAGAGCUCUUCAGAAGUGAAGGCAGGGUGCACUUUGCUGGUGAGCAUACAGCUUUUCCUCAUGCUUGGAUUGAGACAUCUAUGAAGUCUGCUAUAAGGGCUGCUAGUAACAUCAACAAAGUGGUGAACAAACACUCAACUGAAAGUCAACAAAGAGAAGAGCUCUAGGGUCUUAAAUUGGCCUUUUUAUUAGUGGUUUUAAGGAGGAGGCUAACUAUGAUUCCCUCUUUUACCAUGAUUCUUGUUUGGUCAAACUGAUGUAUUUCAUAGGGUUAGAUAUUGUCAGGAAUCCGGUAACUCUUGUUUAAGAACAGGUUUUAGCUACGACUAUUGCUUACACCAAUGCAUGUUUUUAUGACUAAUGUUCAUCCUGUUUUUCUAAACGUUUAGCAUUUAAACGUUUAGAAAAACACCUCUAAUCUGCACCUAUGGAGAAAGGGCCUUCAGCGACACAGCCCCCCAACCUCUGGACCACCCUCCACUCAGACAUCCACAAUGCUACAUUUUUGGACUCAUUUAAUAAACUUGGAAAACACCAUCUGUUCUCCACAGCCUACAACCUCCCUGAACACUGCGUCUCGAUCCUUUGUUACCGGUCUCACUUUGGUUUUUCUUGUAUUUUUUCUUGUAUUUUUCUUGUACUCUACUUUGUAAAGUGCCCCCUAAAAGGUGCUAUAUAAAUUCAACUCAUUAUUAUCAUAUUAGUAUGGAAGCCCAUUUCCGCCAGUUAAAAAAAUAAAAAUGAAACCUUG